Molecule: messenger RNA, 10910 nt
Organism: Schistocerca cancellata (South American locust)
Lineage: Eukaryota; Metazoa; Arthropoda; Insecta; Orthoptera; Acrididae
Gene: ova
Exons: 13
Coding region: 623-4723 (1366 amino acids)
Source: RefSeq, a predicted model, not a curated record
GGCGGAGUGGAUUGAUUAGUUUUGAAGUAUUUGCGCUUUACGAUUGUCAAAGAAUAUUGUGUCUUGACGCAACUGCGGCAAGGUUGUAGGAUUUACGGACUCAAUGAACUGCGCUUGCACCACCGCCUCGGCUACCGUCGUCAGUGUCAGCGUGUCGUCGACGAGGGAUGACCGGCCUGGUGGACCACCCCUUCCUUCGUCAUGCUGUGCAGAGGUAACAGUACAGUUAUAACACGGAUUACGCGUCUGCAGAGGCCGGGGCAGCUAGUGAGGCGGCGCUGUUCUACUGCAGCUGUUUCGGGAUUGAGCCUGACUGCCAUCCUGCUUAGGACAUUCACGUGACACGUAAACUAAACCCAGUUUGGAAUUACGGUACGGCGAAGUCCAAGCCACCUGUAAAAACCACGAUGUCUGGAACGCAUAGUGGUAACUAAGCAAGAAAAGUAAUGGACCAAGUUUUGUGGCUCUGCGUGUACAUGAUGACACUUUGCAAUUUAGGAGUUCCUAACCCCCACAUCCUCUCUGUAAAAUUAUGGACCUAUAGACAUCACACAGCUAUGAGAACUUAGAGUAAUUAGGCAGUUCCUAGAAGGAAAUCCAGAGGCAGUAGCUUGGACAGAAGAUGAUUUUCUGUCUGCCUCUUCUGUUUGCAGAUGGCAGAUUCACGUCUUUGGACAGGAUAACGGUGAGACAACUGGAAAAAUUCAUACCUUUCAUGGUUUCAUGUUCAGUUGGGAGAGAGAAACCACUGGGAUCUAUAGAACCCUUGUGGUGGCCAUCGGAUCUGCCAUUUUCCAUACCAUUAAAGAAGCCUCACAGUGUUAGUAAUAAAUGGUUAGCAUUACUGAAGAGUCUAGUUUGUCGUUGUUACACAUACCAUGGCUGUGAAUUUAUGCUUAGAUUUUGUACUGAUUUGACAAAUACUCCAAGUUCAGUACUGACAUAUGUGGAUACAUGGAAUGACACUGUGUCAGUUUACAGCAAAAAAACAGGAAAGCUUGUUGUAACUUUCAGAAGUGAGAAUAUGACAUAUGACAAGACCCCACAGACACCAAGAUGUCAAAUCUUCGGGAAUAAUAAAACUGGCACUGAGACUUCAUGUGACAACACACAUUUCUUGGACAUAUACGUGUGUGAAAUGUGUGAUUUCACAUUUCCAAAUCUUGAAGCAGCACAGGAACACGAAGAAAUCUGCAGACUUGACUCUACAAGUGUAACAGUGCACAAUACUGAUGAGCCUCUUGCAUCAGAGCAGGACAGAUUUCUAGAUUACCUUGGCCUGAAGAACAAUACAGAAGUCGAUUCUACUGUACAACAUAAGAGAACAUCUAAAGAUGUGAGAUGGAAGGUUGCUGGCGUGAAUUUUACUCGUUGCUGCUCCAUUCCUGUGUCUUCUCCUCUUGGACUAGCUUUACACAGGAGAACAAAACCAUCAACUGUUUCCUCAGAAGUUCAUCUAGGAAAAGUGGAAAGACAUUGUGUCGACUACACGGACUUUCUUCCACGAACGCGUGAAGCCAAGCAUUCAGAUGGUCCAUGGCCUACCACUUGGAAACGAAAUAAAACAUCUACAAAUACAUGGGCACAUAUUUACAAAUUCCCUAGGAAACAUCUGAGGUGUCGUCCUCCUGUACCAGACACAGGUUUGACUGCUGAGAGCCUGAAAUUGUUGCAGCUUUGCAAGCCACUGUCUGUGGUUUUACAUAAGCUCGGACAUGAGGAUAUUCAUGUUUGGUCCAAGAAAAAUGAUUUGGAAAAUUUGAACCAUGAUAUGGAAAUGCAAAUAGACACUUCCAGUGAAAGUCUCAUUGAUGACAACUAUCUAACUUCACUUGGAGAAAAAGCCAUCACUGAAAGUUAUUUGAUGUCUUUAAAUUCUCAUUAUGAUCCAGACGGGAAAAAUGCUCAUAAUAAUGCUGGGAAGCAAUUACUUUGUCAACCAAAAAGUGCAGAGGUGGAAAUACAUUCAGAGUGUACAGAAAAUAUUAUACAAGCUAGUGGAGCAUACUCAUGUGAGACUGAACAGUCUGAAGGAUUUUCAGUGUUAAGCAAUUCAGUUUCUGUGCCAGAGACACAAUUUCCACAAAAUUCAGAGGGUCAUCUGCGAAUUUCAACUAGUCCAAGUGAGGGAUCUGUAUGCAGCUCUCCAGAACCUUUCUUCCCACAGUCAGUAGGCACAAUGCUCAGCUCUGAAACUGAUGUUAGUGUAGUUGAUGCUACUGACUUCUCUCUGUCUCAGGAAAUAGUGUCGAGUAAUGAACUGACACAAUGUGAUUUAUCUCCAUUGUAUAUUCCAGAGGAACAUACAAUGAAAUUUAAUCCACUUCAUCUUCGUGCUUCAAGAUAUGAUACUAAUGUUCACUCUUCGCAGCUUGAUUGUGAAUACACCCAGUCUCCACUAAUUUCAUAUAUCCUUCCACAAAAACUGAUUCCCAAGGUGCUGCCAUCAAAACUUGACCACCAGGUAUAUCUUUCAAAACUGAAAUGCCGAUCAUCUGCUAGGAAGAAAAUCCCACAGUCAGCUGCGCUGGCUAUUUCUGAUACCUGCACACCACAAUCCCAAGUGCAUUCAUCAAUCUUACGUCCUCUGCUGCCUCUUUCUGCUGAUCCACCAGUCAUCUGUACAGCAGUUACUCAGAAGUCUUUCAUGGAAUCUGAAUCAAUUGGCUGUAAUUAUCCUGCUAUUCCUGGUGAUGUCUAUUCAUCUUUGUCUGAAAAAGUGUUGCCUAAACAUCAAAGAAGUGGAGUUUUGUAUUCAAAUCACAUCAGUAAACCGUCUGGAGAACAGCUAACAAUUCAGAAACAAGUGCAAGAAAAAAAUAUUUUGUUGACAACUAGAAGUCUGAAUGAAACUCAUGGAAUUUGUAGCAGGAAGGACACAUCAGUGUCAUGUACAAGUGAAGAAUUAGAUGUGCAAUCUAAUAUAAAGCAGGGUCCCUCAUGUGCAGGUGAGCAGCAUACACCUCUGAGGAUUAGAAACGUUUCACUAAAUACUGAAUUUGAAGACCUGCCCUGUACUAGCACUGUCACUGAAAGAGAUGCAGUAACUGCAGCUCCAGAUCAAGCAUUCAGUGUUGAAGGAGGUUUCAGAAGUAAAUUAAUGUCUAGUAAUGACACUUACCUAUUAUCUUUACGUGAUCCAGUUUAUAGUUCAGUAACAUAUGCAAACACAUCAAGGACAAAUUCUGGAUAUAUUGUUCAAGAAAAUAAGACUUAUCGUAACUGUGUGGAAACCUCAGAUGCUCAGUGUCAACAGAGACUUCUUUUCAAAUCAACACCAAGUUCAACAUCAGUGUGUGCAAGAAAAAGUGUGGAGACUUCUUUAAAAACCAUUGAGAACAAGUUUCCAAGAAGGCAUAAAACAGCUGCCAUUAAAAUUAACAAGAAUGUGGAAAAGCUAUCAAGAGAAGUACAAAAACUGAUGAAAGAUGAAUGUGUAAGCAUCCGUGAUAAACAGUUCUUUAAGAUAGUAAAUUGUGAUUAUAAAGUUCUUCGUAAACGUGAACUUCGUGCUAGAUGUUCAAAUAGGAUAAAUAGGGUAAAAAAUGAUAUUGUAAAACCAUUUAAAACAAAGUCUUUUAAAGCUUAUAAAUAUUUCUCCACCUGUAAAGUUAGCAGUGGUGUCAGAAAUAGUUUUCAUUUUGAUGUAGUUGGUAGUUUACAAGAAAUGAAUUCUAGAGAGUGCACUGAAGUUCCUGUAACUUCAAGGGGAAGGUGUCCUACUUUCUAUAAUCAAACACAUGGUGAGAGAGGUGAACAGGUAUUUAAUGAAAACAGCACCAGUAUUAAUUUAAAUCACAAAAUUCAGAAUUCAUUAAGUAUGCAUUAUGAACUUCAAAGUGUCCACAGAAAGAGUGUAGAAUUAAAACUUAAUUCUGCCAAUUCACUUCAACAAACACACAUUGAGCAUUGUGGCAAAGUAGAAGCAUUUCACCAGUACAGUCUUACAUCAGUAAUUAAUGAAGCUGCUCAUAGUAGUGUGGAUUAUUUAGAUAAUUCUCAUGAAGUUGGUAACGGUAGGCCUCCCCAUGAAGCUGAGAAAGUUUCGCCAUUUGUUAGUGGCAGUGCCACUUGUUCAGGUGAUGUGCCAAAAAUGCAUGAAGUUGUUGAUGUCAUUGGAAGGGCAAAACAUGGAAGUUAUUACACUAAAUGCCAAAUGAAAUUGCGUAGUCAGUGUCAGAGCAAAGAAUCAGUGUCAUUUACCUGCACUUCUGCUAGAUCUCAUAGGGUAACGCGGAAAACAGUUGCUGGGAACCCCAAAAGUUUAGUUUGUAUAGAAAAACAAAAAAUUCAAAGGAAUAAAAUUAUGAAACAUUUAAAUCGACAAAUGAGCCUCAAGACACAGUUUACUGAUGUGUAUCACAUUAUGCUUCAGGGUUCUUCACAAACACAACCAUCAGAAAAUGAAGAACAUCUUGGAUACAAGCAUUUCAGCUCCAGUUCCAAGAUAAGAAUUUUCAGAAAGAGACAGGUUUUCAACCCACAGCAGAAGAAGGGUGUCUCCAGGGAAUUACAACAAUUGCUGCAGGAUGAGUGUAAAGAGUUAGUAAAUUUAGGGUUGGAACGAAGUACCGUACCUGUCAAGACAUCUUCGAAAGCAUUGACUUUUGAAAAUAUUUUAAUAGCUCAGCUGAGAGAAAUUGAGGAAAAUCACAGAGAAUGGUUUAAGGAUCGAGAUGUUAUGUGUGUGAUUAAUUUCCCUUACGAAUUCCGAUCAGUCUGAUUUUGAACAAUUGCAGGGGUUUUGCAAGUGUUUCUCACUUAUUUUCUGUAAAUGUGACAGUUACACAGUUUGCAAGUGAAUGUAACUAGUACCAUAUACAAAGAACUGCUAUUGCAGUUUUUUUACCACAUUUGAAAUGGACAAUAGAUUAAUUUUCUGCAAUAGCAGUAGAAAAGGAAACUGGAUAAUGCUUUACUUUUGUAUAGUUCGCCUGCAGGAUCAGGUAGAUAAUGUGGUCAGAUGCAGUGCAAGGUGUCCACAUGAAUCUUGGAAGUCUGAAUGAUUUUUGCUUGUAUGUCAGAAAUAUUGAAGUGAUGUGGAAACGGAACUUUUUAUUACCACUGUACUUGUGAAUUGCAAAGUAUCAUUGUGAAAAUGAAGAAAUAUAUAUUUAAAAUCUCUGUAACUGAUCAUCGCUUUAAUUAAUUAAAUGUACAUAAAUAUUUUAGAAUCUUGAUGUGCAACAUGCAUAGAAAAUAGUACAUAAAUAUUUUAUAAUACUUAUUCUUCAAAUUUUUAGUGUUGUAGUAAGUGUGUUAUUUUAAUGACAUACUAUUGGAAACAGUGAUGUGUAAGAUGUUAUCACAAAAAUUUUGUAAAAGUCAAAUGUACAUGUGUUAAUCAAGUUUGAAAGUCAUCUGUAAGGAGAAAGUAACUUCCUUUACAUUAUUUGAGGUUUUAAAAAUUACAUAUAUGCUGCAAUGGUCAAACUGAAAGUAGAAUUCUUGAGUAAUACCUCAGUCGUAUUCCAUUAAAAUUACAUUAGGAAAGUGUCCUGUAUGAAAAACAUAUGAUGAACAGCAAAUUGUGAAUAUGAUUGAACGCCCCCCUCCCUCGCUUUUUAAUAAUUAGUGUGAUGUCUGAAAAGAGAUUCAGUCAGUCAUUAGUCAUCUAGUGCCACAAAUAUGCUCAUUCUGUCUUUCAUAUGCACUAUGUCAGCUGUGCAAAUAAAUCCAUACCAGAAAUUUGUAGCAUAGUAGAAAUAGAGCUGUGGUUGAGGUAAUGUUCACAUUGGGGAACCCUAAGCAUUUGGAUUUAUAAUUUUUCAUGAUAUCUCUGAAACACUUAAACUAGUUAUUGUGAAAAGGUACAACCAAAAUCUUUCCAAAUCCAAGGCCAGUUAGAGAUUGUUGUCCAUAUCACAUAAACUUGUAGUUGACAGGAUUUUAAACUACAGCUGCCUUCCUUGUGUACUAAAAAUAUUAUAAUCAGUACAUUUAGACAUUUCUGUUUAUAGUGUUUAUAUGCUGAGAUUCAUGUAAAUGUGGAAAGUAAAUGGUCCUGAGCUAGGAGAAAUAAAUUUUCUUUACACAAUCCUCAUAGCAGAAUACUGAUAUGUCAUCAGCUACAUAUCUAUGGUUAAUAAAUAGUUCAUUAAGCUAAAUGGGGGGCAGGAUGCAGAUCCAGUGUCCAGAACAUCUUUGUGUUCACUCCCCCCCCAUCCGGUCUCUUAAGAAUUAGAACUCUAUACCCCUAUAUCCAUUUAUGUUCUUUCUUCAAGCCACCUUUACAUCCAAAUGUCUAUCACCAAUGGGCCAAAGUCUUCUAGUAUAUUAUGUAGUUCCUGCCACAUUCAAAUGGUGCUUUGGAAUAUGUUUUAGUACACAAGGAGCCUACCUUUUUAUCCUAGUAAGUAUGCUAACUGAGAUGAGUUAGUGUCUUACAUUAUGCUGGAUCUGUAUGGAAUAAGCAGUACACCAAGAGAAAAAGGGGUGAUGAGCUCCUCUUAAUUAAGUCCACUCACGUUCCAACUUGGCAGUUGCGAUAAACAUGAAACUUGCAGGUAGUCAACUUUUUCUUUUUGACCAAAAACUAAAAACAUAUUCAUGCUAUUUUCAGAGUGGUACCCUCUCUCUAAUGAAGAGCCUUUUUAUAAAUAAAAAAAUUCAUUUGUAGUUGUAUCUAUAUGUAAAACGAAAUCUUUAUAUUUUUUUUAAGUAUAAGCCUUACAUGGUAGUCAUUAAAGCUAUUUAAGCUCCAUGGUUUGUGUGUACUUCACUAAUGUGGCCAUGAAAUAAAAAAAUUCUUACAAUUCCAGAGUAAACAUCUGAAAUUUUCAUGGCUAGUUUCUUUAAUGAACAAAGAUAAAUGUUGUUACAAUUAAAUCUUUGUCAUUGUUAGUUGAAUAAUUUAUCCUUUGGUCUUGUGAAAUUUAUUUAGAUUUCACUGAAUAGCAUGUAGACCUUACUUUCUAUUGCAAAAUCAUAUCACAUGGAUACAUACUGUAACUUUCAACCUGGAACUUUGGUUCCUUUUCCAUGUAGUGCAGAUCAUAUUUAGUGUUCCCUUAAAAUGUUUGACUUUACCACUGCAUUUGCCCUUUAGUCUAUCUCCUUUCACAAUGAACCAGUGGAAUUACUUGGUUUAAUGUUACCCAAAGAUUUACCGGUCACCAUAAGCAGUGCUAUUUACAUAAGUUGACUAUAGGUUAGAAUUUAAUCCAUGACAUUAAUAUUCAGUCUGGUGAUCAGGAAUGGACUCUACAACCUAUUCCUUCCUUUCCAGUUAAACUUUGGCAAGAGAAAUUAACACUACAGCAUGUGCUGCUGUGUUGUGGUUGUUAAGUUAAUACAUAUUGAUAAGAUUAACAACAGCUUGAAACUAAAAUAAUCUGAAAAGCUGCACAAAUGGAGUCAUGGUCAUGUAACACAACAUUCCUCUAUUUUUAUAAUGGUUAUUUUGUAACACAUCAAGAAAAUAUUUUUUAAAAAUUGGUGCUUGAAUAUCAUAACUAAACUCCUCCCGACCAGGCCGUGAAGGCCCAAUGGUACCGACCGGCCACUGUGUCAUCCUCAGCCCAUAGGCGUUACUGGAUGCAGAUAUGGAGGGGCAUGUGGUCACCAUACUGCUCUCACGGCUGUAUGUCAAUUUCCGGGACCGGAACUUCUGUAUUAAAUGAACAUUAAAUUUGAAAGAGAAGCCAGUUGUGCAGAAUACAGUUGACUUCAUUUUUGAGUGAAACCAAUUUAACCAUAAUAGUGGGAGUUCAUAUGGACAGCAUCAUUCUGCAGUUUCAAAAGUGCUUGGAAACUUCAAUAAAAUCAUUGAUGGUUCAGUGCCAGGCAAUAAACAAUUUUUGUAGCAUGUAUAAGUACUUUGUUUUAAGGGAAUGGGCAAAAAUCUUCUGCUUUUUCUGGGCACUGCUUUUUUAAUCCAGCCACUUUAUCCUGCCUUAUGGGUUGACUCAAUUUUAAACUUCUAAUUAUGUUUCUCCAUUCUUUCCAACAUGGCCAUCACAGAACGUAUUGUGAGCAUAAGUAUUUCAUACUCACCAAGAUACCCCAUGAGCCAGAAUAAAUUACUCCCACAAGAAACCUGAAACUACAUAGCACUUGCUCACAACCUCAACUACUUUCAGGUUGUUUAACAUUUAGAAUUUUUUUCUAUUACAAAAUAGAGACGAAACCUUACUAUCUUCUGUCCAGUUUUACUCAGAAUGGAUGUCCUGUGUGUUCUUAGAGCUUACCAGAAUGUGCAGGGUGCAUCAUAAUGAAAGGCAUAAACGCAUACAGUUGAAAGUACACAAUACUAGAAGCAAAAAAGUCCCAGUAACCGUAGGGUCGAAAAUCACACCUUAAGAGCUACAAGCAAUUUUUCAUCUUCGAUACUGUGAAACAAAUCUCUUCUACUGCAAGUUCUUUGCUUUCCAUAUUUUGGGAACUGGUAUUAUGGACCAAAAUAAGAAAAAAGUCCAGUAAACAUGUGCUCUAAAAUGCAUUCCUUAAGAGCUAUGAGCAUGUGUUCAUCUUUGCUACUUUGAAACACAGCUCCUCUAAUGAUCAAGUGCUCGUAACUUUUUAGGUAUGCAUUUUAGAGCACAUGUUUGCUGGGCAUUUGUUUUUUUUCUUAUUUUGGUCAAUACUACCACUUCCCAAAAUAUGGAAAGCAAAGAACUUGCAGUUGAAGAGAUUUGUUUCACAGUAUCUAAGAUGAAAAAUUGCUUGUAGCUCUUAAGGUAUGCAUUUUUUACCCUAUGUUUACUGAGACUUUUUUGCUUUUAGUAUCAUGUACUUUCAACUGUGUGUGUUUAUGCCAUGAAUUAUGAUACACCCUGUAUACCAAAAUGAAAUGAUGGCAGACACACUUGAAAUGUGUUUAUUUUAUUGUGAAACCAUAGUCACACUUUAAUCACAUGAAUGUGUCUAUUUUCCUGAAUUUUAAUUUAGAAAAACAUGAUAAUAAUAAUAAUAAUGUCGUGUGACUAGGGCCUCCCGUCCGGUAGACCGUUCGCCGGGUGCAAGUCUUUCGAUUUGACGCCACUUCGGCGACUUGCGCGUCGAUGGGGGUGAAAUGAUGUGAUACUCAGAAAUGUCUAAACUUCAGUUACUAUGGUCAAACAUGGAGCAAUACUGGAGCAUGUUUUUAUACACAUAAUCCGAGCUCAUCCAUUAUAUUACUGUCUGAGAACUCCCAUACAGCUCCAGAUAUUCAGGAGCCAUUCUUACAAGCAAAAAUUCACUCAGUAAAUUGAUGCAGACUGCUGAAGUGCUCAGACAAUGUAAAGGCUAUGAUUAUAAAGCAAAUAAAUUCUGAAUACUGUGUGUUGCAUAUUGAAUAGCUCUUUCACCAGAGGCAUUUCUGUACUAUCAAAAAAGUAUCCUUAGUGACAAUGCAAACAUUGACAUAUUUUACAAAUUAUGUACAGCAUUUUGUCAAAUUCCACUCUAAAGAGAAACUGUUUCCAAAUCAGUAUCAAUCAUCAGAAUACAAAGUACUUAUACAGUAACCAUUAACAACACUUUCUUGAUAGAAGUGAAACAUUUCUAGUGAAAGAGCUUUUCAUUUUACAGUACACUUGAGUCCAAUAAGAAAUGAAAAUAAAUACUAUUAGUAUCUGCAGAAGAAGAAACAAGAAUGAAAUUUUCACUCUGUAGCAAAGUAUCUGCUGAUGUGAAACUUCCUGCCAGACAGAGAAUCGAACACACUCUCUCUCUCUCUCUCUCUCUCUCUCUCUCUGACACACACUGAAUACAUUUGGUGAUUUCAUUACGAACUACAUUAGUACAUAUGAUGGAAAGCACUGCACUGAAUUUAAUAGAGAUACACAAAAGCAUCCAGUCAGAAAAUAAAACUUAAAAUCAAAUAAGAAACAAAAGUAAAACAGGCUAUAACAAAGCUAAAGAUGUAAGUCAUUCAGCACGCACGGUCGUGGAAAGCAUCCACCCAUCCCCUCUUUUUUUUCUUUGUGCCAUGAAAGUUGAUUUUUGGCUGCCUUUUUCUGAACAGAUGGAUAACAGUAUGUUGCUAAGUUACCAUCUUCUUCUUUAGAGUAUACUGACAACAGCUGUUAGAAGAAAUGGUUGCUGGCUUUCAUGUACAAAAGUGAUGUGCUGUUUUUGGGUUUAAUGUAUAGUUAUAAUAAAAGAUAGAUGUGAAAGUGAAAUUCUGCAAAUAGAUGUUACUUGGUCAACACUGUGGAUAAAUGUUACUUAGUGACAGUAGUACAUGAAGCUGACAUUUAAUGUAUCAUUACACUUGCACAGCUAUGAUGCUGGAAUUUCGUUUCUGUUGUGGAUUCAACCAGAAAAGUAGAGUGGCAUCAUCUGUUACUUCAGUCUCGUAUGACAUUAAUGAGCAUAUUUUUGUAUUACUUAAAUUUCAUAUGUAAAUGAUAGAAUUAGUGUAAUUAAUUCUCCCCACCCCUCCCCCACAACCGAUGAGAAGUUUCAUGUGAUAGCCAUUCACAUUUACUGCGUAACAUGUCAGUGUGCCAUGUUUCCAAUGUAUGUCAUUUGUAGUAUUAUUCAGUGAAUUCCUAAAAAUUAAUUUUAUGUUCCUUCCUACAUAUUUAUUUUAAUUUUAUGAAAAUAUUCUUAUAAAUCUUUAAGUGACAAAAAUGUUGACAUGAUGACUUUCAAAUGGAGUCUAUAUUUUAUGCUAACUUAAAACAAAUAAAUAUUUUCAUAACAAUUUUGAUACUGUUCAUGAACACUUUAACAAAUUAUGUUCAUUUUUUGUUGCUGGAUUUAUAAGUGUUGAAACUAUUCCAGGUGGAUAUUACUCAUGACGGUGCUUGCAAAAGCUCAAGACUGUGAAAUGUCAUGUGCAUUAAAGUGUAUACCACCAUGUUGAUAACUGUAUAUAUUGUUUCACUAAAAUCUGGAUCUGUUUUGUCAUGUGUAUUUCAGUUACUACUGUGAAGUCAUCACAGCUUAAGUUUACAAAUAAAAAUUAGAACUUAAAACAA